Plasmodium knowlesi strain H is the source of this 4713-nucleotide messenger RNA. Its product is annotated as conserved Plasmodium protein, unknown function. NCBI's taxonomy places the organism in Eukaryota, Apicomplexa, Aconoidasida, Haemosporida, Plasmodiidae. Bases 1 to 4713 code for a protein of 1570 amino acids. The record is from RefSeq and is a predicted model, not a curated record. The transcript has a single exon.
AUGAACAGAUUUACGAUUAAGAGGGCGUACACGUGUGAACAUGAGUGUAAGGAAAUACAUAAAUAUAUAAGUAUAGGAGUUGACCGUAAAUCCAGGCUACCCAUCAGCACGUGUGCAAGGAAAUUUGGGAAUAGCGAACUGGCCAGUAUCAGUCAGAAAUUGUUCCUAUAUAAUAUCACACGAGGGAGGAGAUUGUCUAGGAAAAAAACCACCAGGGUGAUAUGUUAUAAUUUUAAAAGAGGGUGUGGCCCAGACGUGUGCAGCGCGCAGGAUAGUGAGGCACACGCGUGGCGUAGAGUAAUAAAGGGGAAUAUAUUGGACAAGGGAGAAAAGCCAAAGAAGGCGAGGGAGAACGCCCCAUUUGUACAAACACACGUAAAGUCAGGGAGAAUUGAAGAAGAAAUUAGCAGUACACCAUUUCCAAAUGUACUGAACUAUAAGAACAUUUUAUGUAACUCGAGUAAGUGGGGCAAUACAGACAUUUGGUCAUGUAGUAAAAUGAGAAGAAUGAAAUUUAGGAACUUCACACAAAUCGUUGCUGUAUCGAUAAAAAAGGAUAAGUACGUGAAAUUUUCCCGAUUAAGUCUGAGCGAACUGUUACCUUGUAUACUUGGGCAUUUAUCAGAGAAGAACGACAUAAAAACGUGGAACAGCAUAUUUCUGCAGGUAGAUAAAUUGGUAUCGAAAAAAGGCGGGGGGGAAGAAUAUAAAGCAGAAUUGAGCGCCUUCUUCGAUAAGAUGACCAACAUGGAAUACUACGCUGUGCUUCACCACCUGAAGGAUAUCGACGAGAGCGUAAAAAACAACAUUUUAAAUGGUGCCUUUUUCGAGUGUCUCGUGAUGGCCCUCAAGGGGAGGGACAUAACAUAUUUGAACGAGCGGAUGGGGUGGCGAGGAGUAGAAGAAAAAGAAGUAGAGCUGGCAGACUCUUCACAAAUAGGAGUCGACAGCCCGACCGAGGUCGGGCGUGGCGACCCCGCGCAGAUCGAGAAAAAGCGCGGAAGUAAGGUAAAAUCGUACAUGAGAAACUUGAAGCAUCUUUUAAACAUAUCAGGUAGCAGGAUGGGUUCCAAGGGAGGGUCCAGCGCCCUUGAGGAGCAACAGUGGCAAUCAGAGGGUGAGGAAAAAAGAUUGGAUCAUUUGGACGACAAUGAGGUAGUAUCCUGUCCGAAUAAUUUGGCUGCUUCCAGAGGAAACACACAGAAAGACGUAACAAUGAUCAGGAGGUGGUUUACCCUGUUGAGUUACAUGUCCAGCAAAUCUGAGAAUGUCACAAAGUUAAGAGAUUAUUUGAAUAGAAUAUUUAGAAAACAUAUUGAUGAGUUGAUUAGGAAGGAAUACUUCUCCAAAACGGUGAACCAAAUGACCAACCAAAUAAACAGUAAAAGUGUACACGCCCUUAUAAUGACGUAUGAAAAAAAGCUGGACCAGAUGGAGGCAUAUGAUUUUAGCUACAGUUUGAUUAUUCUCCAUCGGUUUCUGGUGUUUAGUGAUAGUUUAUUUAACAGGAUUAUUGACCAAGCCAUUGGGAAUCCUUUAGCGAAAUUGAAAAGUGAGAAACACUUAAUUCGUUUUAUAAAGAGUGUAGAUAAUUACCUGCUCAUAAAUCCAUCUAGCACGGGUUUUAAUCGCGCAGGGGAUAGUGGGGCUGGGUUUAACAAUACUGAGAUAUUUCAGAGCAACAUGAAUGAUUUGUACAAUUCUACAUUUUCCAUUUUUAUUAAAAAAUUGAACAAGAAAUUGAAAUACUAUUCGUUAGAUAAUUUGCUCUUCUUUUCUGAAUGCUUAGGGAAGGUGAUCUUUAUGCCGAGUACGCAGAACCAGGUUCUGCAUGUCUUCAUUAAUAAGCUUCGUUAUUACAUAGAUAAUGCAUUGAAUUCUUGUACUGUAGAUAAUGAGACGCUUAUUCGACUUUUUAAGAUAAACUCCUUCUUUUCCUUCGUCCCCGAGAUGGAGAUUUUCGUGAGUUGCAGAGGAAAGGGGGGUAGGAAGGCACGCAGGUUUGUAAAGGGUGAGGUGUCUAUCCCGUCGGAGGGCACCGUCAUGGGAGAAGCGGAGAACGCAUCAGAAAGAGGAACAUUUCCAUCACGUGCAGAAGGUGAAAUGAGCCCCGUGAAGGAGAGUCCAUCUCCGACGGGGAAUAGAAAAAUACUAAAAAACAGAAAUGACGACACGUUGGAUGACAAGAGCAAAAAAAAGAGCAUAUGCUUCAAUCUGAGUGAGAAGGAAGUGAUAAAUUACUACUAUGACAAAUCAGAGGAGGCUCACACUUUUGUGAAUCCCAAGAAUCUGCUAAAGAGUUACGACCUGCUCCAGGUGAAGGACAAUGUAUACGACGUCAAGAGCUACCUCCUGAGUUACGGUUUGAAUCAAGACGUGGGGAAGAAACAUAAGAAGAACAAAUUUCUGCUUAAAAAUAUAGUGGCACUUUUGUGCGAGCAGAUUGAUAAAAGUUUGGAUGAUGUGGCGAAGGAAUUGGGGGGUGGAUUUCCGGGGGGGAAGAAAGAAGAAAGCGAAACAAGCCCUAACAAGGGCUCCGUCUUCUGGAGCAGAGAGAAACUAGUGGAUGAAAUAAAACACAUAAAUGAGAAGAGUGCUGAGGGUGACCUCACUCACAAGGAGAGUGAACUGUACAAAAGGUAUCUGAUAUUUUACGAUUUCAGUGUUCUAAGCGAUAUAGUGAAAUUUACUCAUUUUUCCAUUAAUACAAAUAAGCAUACAUACGAGUUGGUCAAAUCUAUAAAGAGGAGACUGGAAGAAAUGCUUCUCUUUUACGAUCUAAAUGUGGUAUCCAAGGGGGGAAGUGGCCUUCCUAUGAGUGGAUCAGAUUCAAACGGAUCGAAGAUGAAAAAUAUUACCACUUUUCAGUUAUAUCACUUUUAUUGUGCUUGUAAAAAUUUCAGUCCAUCUUUCCUAUUUGAAUUUUUCGACACCAUGUUGAAGAUGACACCUAGGAUAAAUAUUAUAGACAUGGAUAAGACUAGCGAUUUGUUUAGUAAGAAAAAAAUGAAUAAAAUGGAACACGUGGAAAUUUUUCAGAAAGUGAGGGACCGAAAAGUAACCAUUCCUUUUGUUGUCUCCUUGUUGGGAUCGUUGAAGAUAAUUAUUUCAUCCAAUUUGUUUCUCAUGAAUGAUAUUCUUAGUGAGCAUGUCAACACCAUGGUGCAGUAUUCGUACUACGUGUUGUUGUAUUAUUACUACAAUAAGGAUAGGAUGAAGCGCCAAGUUAAGGGUGACAGUGAUUUGCGGGAUGCGGAUGAGGAGGAGUGGCUAGGCGGGGGGGCUAGAACUGUACCAGGUAACUCUCCCACUGGGACACACGCUGCAGGGGAGCAGAAUUCGCAAGGACCCCCACUUGUCAACAAUGAACAGGCGGAAGAGGAGGAGGAGGAAGAAGAAGAGUACCCUACUUGUGAGAGUGCAUCCAAGGGAGGUACUGCGGGAAGUUCGCCAACAGGGGAGUAUGUGAAGAAUCAAGUGGAAGGUGGUCAGCUGGGCGAUGGGAGUGAUUGUUCAAUAAGCUCCAGCGUAAUAAAGUCAACAAGGAAGAACAGAAGAAUAUGUCUAUUUGAUAAUGUAUAUAUGGAGGACCUGUGCAACACAUACUUGUGCCUGUCCACAUCUCUCUACUUCCUGAACAGGACGGAGGAGAAGUCCAACCAAGUGAAGCAUCUCAUAUAUCUGGAGGAGAGGUUCCUAAGGUUAGUGACUAAGGUGAAGUAUAUGAAGUACUUAUCGGAUAAUUUAAUUUUUUUCCUAUUUAAAGCACCUUGUACGGUGAAAUUAGAAGAAGCCUUUGAUGGGGUAAUUCCGUCGUUGAAGGUAUCCAACCGAAGGGGUAAGAAGACAAGCGAACUCCUCUCCUCCAUAAAGCAUUCUCAGAAGGUGAAGAUUUUAAGUCUACCAGCAGCGACGGCCAUUUUACUGUGCAAAAUUAAGCUAUCCAUGUUAGGAAGUAAGGGUAAAGAGGAAGUGAAUGCCCUUCGGAUGGAGAACACAAGGAAGUUGUUUGAGAUCCUUAUGGAUGACUACAAAUUGCUGAAGAAUUGCGUAGAGCAGUUGUUUAUUAAUAGGGGUAGAGAAUCAGUUGAUGGAGGAGGUGAAACGAUAAAUGGUGAGAGGGAGUACUCAUCAGAUAAUUCAUACCUUUCCGAUAAAAGUACAUCCUUCCGAGGGGGGUCCAGAAUGAGUUUCUCCAUGGAAGACAACCAGGAUAGAAGCAGCCAGUAUGAACUAUCUGCCCGGAAAAGGAGGACCUAUUCUUAUUUACCGUACCUUGUAUCAGGCAGAGUAGACGUGAAGCAAAAUGCCCAUUUAGAAGGCCUCAUAGGAGAUAUGUUCUUCGGUGAACAUGAGGUGAAAACAUUAUAUGAACUACAGAGAACACUGAUAAAAACGGCUAAAUAUUUGGAGGCUACCCAAAUUAACCUUAAGGUAAAUUAUAAAAUAACGCAGAUUCAUCAGAUACAUAAUGACGUCUUGGGCUAUCUGUCAGAGCUAUCCAGUGUGGUUAAGGACUGCCUAUACAUCGUCUUCCUCUCUCAGCCCUAUGUUCAUAAGUCACCGAAGAAGUACAUCACGAGAAAUCUGGUGAACUAUUUCAUUAACAAGAGCAAGUUUGUAAGCGACUACAACAUUUUGGAUGACUACAACAAUAAGUCAUUUAACGAGUUGAAGAGGAGCAAGUAUAUGGCGAACGAUCUAUGUGGCUAG